CCGGCCCUUUAAGACGCAGCGGCGGGUCAGCAAGUAGUGUAGUGUUUCUCUAAUUGAACUUCGCCCAAUCAACAAUAACUCGUUAGCAGUCGCUUUCUUUUUCUAGGUGCCCGAGGAAGCUUUUUUCCCCUUGCAGGGAUUCGCCCCCCUCCAGUCUGUUACUUUCUAAAGAUCUACAUGGAGCUUGGCAAAGGAACCGCGGCUCUCUGAGGGGAAUACAGUCCGGCUGCCUUUACAUCUACGCCCGAAGCAUGGUUAUUUUGGAGGAAAGCUCUCAGGCGAGCUAAGUUGCAGCAUUCGGCUUCAAGUGUCAAAAUAUUGUGGAGGGCUACGAGAACGCUGAGAGGAAGAGGGGGAGACUUUUGGACGCUUUUCAUCGACCAUUUGAAUGAAAUAAUCAACUUUUCCUGAAAGCAGCGGCGAUUCUUCGGGACUGCGAUGACCUCCAGUAAAGACAUGAAGGCAGGUUCUGUGUUGCAGUCCAGCGGCGAGGAGAGGAGACGGGCUCCCUUGGAUCAGCUCCCGCCGCCGGCCAACUCCAACAAACCGCUAACGCCGUUCAGUAUUGAGGAUAUCCUUAACAAACCCUCGGUCAAAAAGUCGGUGGCUAGUAUCUGCCCGCCGAGAGUGCUGGAGAAAGUGACGGGCUCUAACUCGGCGAGGAACGGGAUCACCACUCCGUCGUCGCCGCUGUGCGCGCUGGAGGAGCUGGCCAGCAAAACGUUCAAGGGUCUGGAAGUCAGCGUUAUCCAAGCAGCAGAAGGUCGCGAACACGUAAACGCAUUCGGGCAGAGGCAGACGUCGAAGAAGAGGAGAAAGUCGCGGACGGCCUUCACGAACCACCAGAUUUACGAACUGGAGAAGAGGUUUUUGUACCAGAAGUACCUUUCUCCGGCCGACCGUGACCAAAUCGCGCAGCAGCUGGGACUCUCCAACGCGCAGGUCAUCACCUGGUUUCAGAACCGCAGGGCCAAACUCAAGAGGGACCUGGAGGAGAUGAAAGCGGACGUGGAGUCGCUAAAGAAAAUCACCCCACAGACCCUGCAGAAGCUCGUCACCAUGGAAAACAUUGACGAUGCCCAGGGCGGGGGCCCCGAGGCCAGAUCGCCCAGUAUCUCCCCGACCUCUCAAGGACACCGAGCGUUCCCACAGUCCCCCUCCUCGUCAAGAGACCAAACCACGGAUGAAUUCUCGGAGGACGACGAGGAAAUCGAGGUGGACGAUUGACAGUCACUGGGCCUGUGAUUUUCAUAAGCAACAACAACAACAACAACAAAAGAAUAUUAAAAAAAAAAAAAAAAAAAAAAAAAAAUGGGACAUUUUUCUUCCCAAACUUUUGCACGGAUAUUGACAAAAGGAGAGUAUAUACAUAUAUUAACAUUUCAGGAAAGUUUUUUUUCCUCCUGUUUUUAUUUUUCGCCUCCAUUUUAAUUUAUUAUUCGGACUUGUAAAGCCCUCCAAGUCUGUCGUUUAGGUUUCCACCCCAAUGCUUGAGGAAUAUCUGAUUUCCUUGCAGACAGACAUAACUGUUAAGGUACAGGAAGACUGAAAAUUGUGCAAACAUUUUAUUACACAUUUUAAUAUUUCACGUCUGGUUUUUAAGGGGGGAUGGAAAAAGUUGUGCAAUCAUUUCUCUUAUUCGUAUUCUUCUGUUAAAAGGAACCAGAUCUGCCAAAUAUUUAAACCAUGCCCCUCUCUCUCUCUCUUUUUAAUUUUUAUUUUUUUUUGGAAACAUACACAUCCCGGGGUCAAUGUGUCACUCCAUCCCACCUUAAGACUUGCUUUGUCCCACUAAGAAAGAGGUCUCUCUGCAGAGCAUGCAGGCCUAUUCGCAGCGCAGAGAAGGCUUCACUAUUGUAGUGUCGACUGCGAGCUUUGACGCGCUCUGAGUUCUGUAUAUAGAUCAAACAUCCUAUGCGAUAAUUUUAUUGUAACAUUCUAUUUAAUCAGCAUCUAUGUAAAUAAAGGUUAUAUGAUAUUUCAAGGA
Molecule: messenger RNA, 1987 nt
Organism: Mugil cephalus (flathead mullet)
Lineage: Eukaryota; Metazoa; Chordata; Actinopteri; Mugiliformes; Mugilidae
Gene: lbx2
Product: ladybird homeobox 2
Exons: 2
Coding region: 439-1227 (262 amino acids)
Biological process (GO): regulation of DNA-templated transcription
Molecular function (GO): DNA binding; DNA-binding transcription factor activity, RNA polymerase II-specific
Source: RefSeq, a predicted model, not a curated record